Molecule: messenger RNA, 1243 nt
Organism: Chaetomium strumarium
Lineage: Eukaryota; Fungi; Ascomycota; Sordariomycetes; Sordariales; Chaetomiaceae
Exons: 3
Coding region: 322-963 (213 amino acids)
Source: RefSeq, a predicted model, not a curated record
GGAUUACUCACUGUAUAACGUGAAUCAUAUAUGGAGAUACGUAACCAGAAGUUUGAACUUCGAUCUUGCUAUACUAUACGAGAUGAUGAUUCAUCACCCUGCCCGCAACCGAUUUCGAUGACGAUAAGACUUCUCGUCCGAACUUUGCCAUCCACUCAGGUAAUCGGCCUAUCUGGUAGCGAGGUCUGAGCGUCUACUGUACGGUAUCUCAUUUUUGCCACUGAUCUUUCGGAUCUUUGUGCUGUACACCAUACCUCACGCAUCACGCCAGUCUCUCAGCCUACACUAGGAUACUAGUAUUCAACGGUCAAGUUCUCCAUCAUGUCGACCUUAGAAGAGCGACACAUUACCCAUCCCGCUCAGCUACAGGAGCCGGACGUGGCCAGACAGCCGCCCGACUUGAAUAACUCAGGCUGCAUGCCGCUUCGUCGUCGCUUUGUCGCACUCCGGCUCACCCUUGUUGCCCAACAGCUGUCCGGCUUCAAUCUGGCGGAUGCCCCCGGCUCACAAACGGCAACGACAACACAGUAUGGACCGCCCCUCCGCCUCGCCCUGCUUCAGCCGCUGGCAGAUCCGGCCAUGUUCGCCGCAUGCCGCCGCAUGUCGGACAAAAUCCUCGACAUCUCGGCCCUAGACCGGGCGUGGCGCCGCGCAACGAGCCGGGCGCCACCCCCGUUGCGGAUAACCUUCGACUUGCGUCUCCCAGAGCCGCUGGUCGACGGCCAUCCGUUCCGCUGGGCUCAUCGUGGAUGGUCGGGUGGAAAAGAACCUUAUUCUAUAAUGGAGAGUGAGGUGAAGCGCCUGGUCCUAUCCAUCGCCAUUGUGGUGCGGGCGCGGGUGAAGAAGGGAGAGUUGCGUCUUGCACUCAUCUAUGAUGGUGACGAAGAGGUGGCGGAUUGCACGGCCUCUCCCGGUGCUAUGAAGACGUUGAGCUCGCUGCUCGAAGGCAUCGCAAACUUCUAAGGCACAGAGACCGUGAGACCCGGUUUCAGUGGAGGUUGGAAGUCAACGAGGAAUUGGUGGUGUUGAUGACGGUUCGGUGAUGGCUAAAGAACCGGGUUAUGUGGGCUGCGGAAGGGCUAAUUAAUAAGGGCCGCGGCGAGGUAGUAUCAUUAGGAGUACUGGGUGGUAACUUGGUAUAGCUACUUGGUUAAUGUUGGUUAAUUAAGGAUACAUCUUUCAGGGACCUAGCUAGGUGUACGUGCGUAAGGUACGGAUAGCUUGAAUGAAAAAUACGUUGGAC